GGGAAGCUUUAGUAGCACGCCAUGUUUUUUACUGAGUGGGGUGUGUAGAAGAGGCCGGGGUGAAAAUCAUCUCUCGAGGCAUGCAGUGUCAAAAUGGGAAGGAAACUAUACUUGUUAUCCUUCACUAAGACCUGCCAGCCUCAAUUCAAUGAUAUAUCCACCACCCAUGCACAAGAACUAAGUAAUUUUUAAACAACGUAACAAACAAUUAAGAAAUAUUAAUAACAUUUUCGGGCAAUUAAGUAACCUAAUCUGAGAAAUUCAAAGUAAGAAUACAGAAGGGACACGAUUUGAUAAGCCCGAGUGUUAGGUGGUGGAUUCCAUAAAAUUGAAACAUUAAAAGACAAUAAAAUAUCAUAAUAUCAUAUUGUAUAUAAGAGAGAUGAUCACCCUGGAGGUAGUGGAGUUGGUUAGAAUUCUUGGGUCUAGGAGGAGAUCUAUUAAGAGGGAAUGAGGAACCCGGCAUUGCAUUUGGUCGGGAUAGCGACGUCCCCUGGAGGGGGUGAAGUCUUUGGCUCGAGGGCCGAGGAGGAGUUGCGCCAGUGGCUUGAGACACGCCUGGACGCAUUGGGAAUUGACCCAGUUGCGUACACGCGUUAUGUGCUCAGCCUGUUGCGCUGCCCCGACUCGGCCCUAAGUCCUCCGGAAGAGGCCAUUGAGUUAGAUAGAGGCAUAGGACGUCGCUUGGGUGCCCGACCUAAAGCAAAGCUGCCAACACAUGGCAAUGGAGAGCAACGACGAGCUGUUAUGCACUGUUUGACAAGUGCUGCUGAUGAUAAAUAUGGAGUAGAGAAGCUGGUUGAUGAACUGUGCAUGAAACUAAAGGAAUUGGAAAGAGGAAGCUUGCAUAAUGAAAAAGACGAAUCUAUAAAAUCCAAUCAUGAGCCCAAAACGAAUUUAGAAGCACUUACACCUCGUGAUAGAGCUCUCAGAUACUACGCGGCAUUUCCAGCCUUACAAUCUAAAUCUAUUAAACAGUUUUCUUCGCGGAAAGAUAAAGAUUUUGCCACCAACAAUAAUAAUAAAAACAACAAAAUUAAUCUGCAUAAUAACAGAAAUAAUAGAGCUCGAAAUAAAAAGACCAAAAUGUCUAUUAAUGAAUCACAGGGAUCGGAAAAAGAAGAAGGUUUUGGAUUUGCUAAAGCAAUGAAGCGGGAACGGGAAAGAGUAUUUGGAAACAACGAGUGGGAACGCCAUGAGUUAGCGCGGUUAGAGGCAAAGUUUGAGAAAUUAGAGCUACUUUGGAAUUCAAUACCAGAUGCACAGAUCACAGCUUCGAUAUGGCAAGCAUCGAAAACGGCUUCUAUAUGGGAAGCACCAUAUGGAAAUUUAGAUUCAACCAUAUGGGCAGCUCCAACGCUUUCCAUUCCUUCUGGACCUCUUUGGCCCGCAGACACUACCAAGACAAUCUUUACUUUACCCACCUCAGACAAUGGUUGCGCUACUGACACACCCCAAGAAUUACUGGAUGACGAAUCACCGAUUAUUUCACAGAAUAUUAAUCUAAUCAGCAUCGAAGAUAAUGCAGACGAAUGUAGCAAUAAAGAUAAAACAGAUGAAUCUUCAUGGAUAUCCUGGAAACUUGACAAAAGCUUACUUCCAAGCUGGAGUCCUAGCCCUGAGACAGUUAGCUGCUUCUUUCCGUCAUGCUCAACUCCAGUUGGAGUUCACAAGGAGCCCCGUUUGAGUUUGGAGGUUACUAAUCUUCCAGAACCAGACGAGGAUCUUUUGACUUCUGAGCGUACGCAUUUUCGUCCGAUAAAAGAGGAUAAAUGGGCAGAUGGGACGACAUUUCCCGUGAACAACACGAUAGAACGUAUUGCGUAUCGCAGAUCCGAGUCAGGAAAUUUGCUGUAUCUUCCUGGCAGCGAAACCCCAUACAUGGAGUACCGGGAGAAUCCAGAAGAGUCACGAAAGUCAUCCGCGUCUCCGAAUUUCACGUUGAAAUUCCGAGUGCGACAAGGAUGCGAUAAAAGCGUCCAAACCGAUCCCAUACGAUCGCCUUCUCCGGAACAGCCGGCGAUUCCAGAAAUACCGGAGAUAUCGGAAGAGGAUAUUAUGUGGCAGAAUUAUAUUCUCUACCAGAUAGAGCGUAUUUACGAUGAUCACCCUAUAUGCAUCGUACAUCCUGAUGACUUGGAUAUAGCUAAAAUUACAGAAGAGAAAAAAAACAUUGAAGAAAAUUCUUUUGCCUUGGAUCAACUUGGCUGGGUACAAUCGAAUGUAUCUUUGCACAAUGAUAAAGAAAGAAGGCACAGUAGCAGCUUCGGAUGCCAACCGCUGACGACUUUACGUCCGUUGACCUUGUAAACUGGAUGUAAGCUGCUAAAAUGCUACAUGACGGAGAUUUUAGCUAUACUUUUUUUUUCGCGAGAUGAAGCGAAUCAUAGAAGCAUGAAUGGGGGUCCUCUUGGCAUGUGGAAUUUGUUAUGCAUGUAUCCAAGAAGGCACGAGUAAACCCCAUCGUCACUCGUAAUAAGCAACAUGCAAUCGAAACAAAAGCGAAACGCGAGGAUGUUAACUAUCCAUUUAGAUAAUUAUUAUUAACCCUUUGACGAGUAAAGAGGAAAGGAACAAAAUAAGAAAAAAAAAAUGAAGUGUUUACCUUACAGACAGCGUUUCAGCGCUGAGAGAACGUUGAAGUUUGUAGCCAACGUGAUUUCAGUUGUAGGUUGUUGAUUACUUUGUGAUUUCGAGGAGACAACUUAGUAGCUGAUUUUGUAGGAAAUUAUAGCCAGCAAUUUUUGUUUUUUUUUGCCCGACGUGCAGGCCAAGAAUAUACUUAUUUAAUUCUCUUAUUGAAAAUGGGAAGAAAAGAAGCCAACACGAAAGUUUGAGGAAUCCGAGAUAAAUUCGAGAGGACAGUUGAGUACUUAUUUUGAACGCCGCACGAAUUGCUAAACGGGUAUUGAAGUGCUGUUCUGUUUUCUUGUUGUUUUUCGUAAUUAUUAAUGGAUUAUCUUAAUCGUAUUCUUCUAAUUAUAAUUUAACUCUCUAGAAGAUUAAUUCACUCCCAUCCCUCCACUCUCUACCCCCCUCCCCCCUUCCCAUCUCCAAAUCUUCCUUAUAUCCAAUGCUUUCCCUGUGCUCACCCUAAGAAAAUCGAAUAACUGAGAACGUACAUGUAAAAACCGUAUAAUUUGAGAGCAUGCUUACCUCGCGACAGGUAUGCAAAAAAAAUACAAAAAAUGUUAUUAGAAUGCAGAUGUCUUUGGGACGAAUGUUGAAAGGUGUUACUGCGUCGGAAGAAUGUGUCACUUGUAAACAGUUCUGUGUUUAAGGAAUGACGCAAAGGAAGCAAUGUAAAAAAAGAACGAAAAAAAGACGAGCGAAUAUCUUUGUACGAAAUAAUGUACGGACAAGGACAAAUAAAUGCAUUGCAAAUGAAAAUUUUA
Molecule: messenger RNA, 3395 nt
Organism: Linepithema humile (Argentine ant)
Lineage: Eukaryota; Metazoa; Arthropoda; Insecta; Hymenoptera; Formicidae
Source: RefSeq, a predicted model, not a curated record